GGAAGCUUCCCACAUGAUAUUAAGAAAACGGUAUCCCUAAACAAGCACAUAUUACAUAAAAACUAAUGCACCGAAUUUCAGACUACUUACGCACAACUCUGUUAAUCUGCAAUUGAGAACUUCCCUUCCUCUUUACCAUGGAUACAGAUCUGGUGGUUGAAGCUUUUAUCUCGGCCUCACUUCAGGUGUUGUUUGGUAGUUUGGCUUCUCAAAAGUUCGUUGACUUCAUAAAGAGAAAGAAACUCAAUGAUAAGCUGCUGUACAAGUUGAAAACUUUGUUGUUGUCUGCUUAUACUGUAAUCGAUGACGCUGAGGAGAAGCAAAUCAGGAAUCCAGCUGUUAAGCUAUGGCUUCAUGAGCUCAGAGAAGCUACCUGUGAUGCAGAGGACCUGAUAUACCAAAUCAACACUAUAGCCUUGCGCUGCGAGUUGGAAGGUGAACAUGGAAGCAGCUCAAGUCAGGUACGGAGUAUCUUCUUUCCUUGGCUCUCUAGAUUUAACAACAAAAUAGAACCCAAACUUGAGGAGAUUCUUGAUAGGCUAGAAUAUAUUGUUCAAAGAAAAGAUGUCCUUGAUUUGAAAAAAGUUGUUGACAAAAGAUCUUCAACGAGAUUACCCCCAACUCUAGUAGAAGAUUCUGACGUUUAUGGAAGGGAAGGUAGCAAAGAGGCCAUUGUUAGAUUGUUGGUAUCAGAUGACUUAGGUGGGAAUAAGAUAUCUGUGAUUCCCAUAGUUGGUAUGGGUGGUAUUGGCAAGACCACUCUUGCUCAGCUCGUUUACAAUGAUGCUAGAGUGGUCAACAACUAUGAUCUCAAGAGAUGGAUUACUGUUUCAGAUGACUUUAAUGUUUCUACAUUAACAAAAACAAUUGUCGAGACAGUAACUUCCCAGACAUGCAAUGUCAGGGAUCCAUAUCAGCUUCAAGUUAGAUUGAAGGAGGUUCUGAAGGGGAAAAAGUUUCUUUUUGUUUUGGACGAUGUAUGGAAUGAGGAUUAUGAUCUUUGGAGUGCAUUAAAGAGCCCUUUUGAAUCUGGAGUAUAUGGAAGUAAAAUCAUUGUGACAACAAGAAAUGAAAAUAUAGCAUCCAUGAUGGGUACAAUUCCAAAUCAUAACGUGGAGCUACUAUCAAAGGAAGAUUGUUGGUCUAUAUUUUCAAAACAUGCAUUUUGUAAUGCGGAGCCAAGUGCCCAUGCAGAUUUAGAAAUAAUUGGUGGAAAGAUUGUUGAAAAGUGCGAUGGGCUUCCUUUAGCAGUCAAAUCACUUGGUGGUCUCCUGCGCUUUGAAUUAGAUGCAACGGAAUGGGAAAAUGUGUUAAACAGUGACAUAUGGGAGUUGGCUGAAAAAGAAAGUAAUAUUCUUCCAGCACUAUGGUUGAGCUACCGCUAUCUUCCCCUACAUCUAAAACGUUGUUUUGCCUAUUCUUCAAUAUAUCCCAAAGGUUGGAGCUUUACAAAAGAAGAAUUGAUUUUACUAUGGAUUGCAGAAGAUCUUUUACCACCCCAUCAAAGAAAGAGUUUAGAGGAAGUAGGAGAUGAAUACUUUAACGAGUUAAUAUCAAGAUCGUUGUUCCAUCGAUAUGAAACAAAGAUUUCAUUGUUUGAUGGUGGAUAUGAAACAAAGUUUUCUAUGCAUGACCUUAUCAACGAUCUAGCAAAAUUUGUUUCUGGAGAAUUAUCUUUGCGGCUGGAUGACCACUAUUCACAUGCUCUUGUAGGAAAGACCCGUCAUUUGUCAUAUCGGAGAAGCAAGAGAUAUGAAAGCAAGAAAUUGGAGAAUAUAUAUAAAAAUAAAUGUUUGAGGACUUUCUUACCAUUAGGCUAUCUGUUUCCAGAAGAAAGGUUCAAAAGGCAACAAUUCUUGGUAAAUAGUGAUGUAUUGUCAACAAUGCAGUGCUUAAGAGUGCUCUCUGUACCUGAAUAUUCUACCACAGGGUUGCUUGAUUCAAUUAGCAAUUUGGAACUCCUAAGGUAUCUGGAUUUAUCUAAAACUGCACUUAAAGAGCUACCUGGGACAAUUUGUACAUUAUACAAUUUGCAGACAUUAUUAUUGAGAGAAUGUGAGGAACUGAUUGAGUUGAGUGAUUCAAUUGGUAAUUUGAAGUGUCUAAGGCAUUUGGAUUUAACUGAUACCAAAAUUAAAGAGAUACCUGACACAGUAUGUGGCUUGUACAAUUUGCAUACACUAAUAUUGAGCAGAUGUUAUCGUCUUGAGAGAUUACCAAGCAACAUAGCAAGUCUAAUAAAUCUGCGUCAUCUUGAUCUUGAAUAUUGUUAUGCUUUGGAUGCGAUGCCACCGCAAAUAUGUGGCAUGAAAAGUUUGCGAACAUUAACAGGUUUUGCUGUUGGCAAACAACAUGGGUGCUACAUUGGAAAAUUAGGACAGCUUCUAAAUAAAAGCAGAAAGCUUUGUAUCACAGGGCUUGAAAAUGUUGUUGAUGUUAAAGAUGUUUUGGAGGUGAAUUUAAAGGAGAAAAAGUACAUAACUAAAUUGAGUUUGCUGGGGAGAAAUCAAACCGACGACUCACAGAAAUCAAGAGAAAUACUUGAAGGGCUGCAACCUCACACAAAAAUUGAGAGAUUAGAGAUUUCUGGUUAUGGAGGCACAAGAUUCCCAAAUUGGGUAGUAGAUGGUUCCUUUUCUCAUCUAGUACAGCUGAUGCUUCGUAAUUGUGAAAAUUGUUAUGAGGUACCAACGCUGGGACACCUACCCAAUCUUAAAUCCCUUGAAAUUGGAGGAUUUAAUUUAGUGGAGAGAAUAGGUGAAGAAUUCUAUUCAAAUGGUUGUCGUUUGACAAAGCCAUUUAGAUGUUUAGAAACUCUGCGGUUUUCUGGUAUGCCAGAGUGGAAGGAGUGGUUAUUUGUUGUGGCCGAUCAAAAUGGAGGCGGAGUUUUUCCUCUUCUUCAGAAACUUUGUUUGUUUAAUUGUCCAAAGUUAAAGGCGGAAUGCUUACCUGAUUAUCUUCCAUCUUUGACGAAACUUUUUAUCGGGAGAUGCGAACAACUAUUGGGUUCAUUUCCAAGGACUCAACAGUUGGACUCCGCAGUUCCACGUCUUCAGGAUAUGCUGAUAUGGGAUUGUUCAAUGGAGUCCAUUCAAGAUCGGGAACUACCCUCUAAUUUAAAACUUCUGUUAUUUUUUAAUUGCAAAAAGCUGUUUGCACAACCCAUGCAAUGGAAACUGCAAGGACUCACCUCUCUCACGUCCUUGAAUAUCGAAGGAAGUGAAGAUACGGGGGAUUCAUUUCCGGAGGAGGAGGGGCUGUUUCCUACCUCUUUGACAUUACUUCGAAUUUACGAUCUUCCUAAUCUGAAAUCAUUAAACGGCAAGGCAUUUCGACACCUCACAUCCCUAAAAACUCUUUACAUUCGCAAGUGCCAUCAGCUUCAGGGUUUGCCAGAAGAAGGUCUACCCACUUCUCUAUCCAACUUGGAGAUCGAAGAUUGUCCAUUGUUAACUCAACGUUGCCAGAGAGAGACAGGGGAAGAUUGGACCAAGAUUGCUCACGUCUCUAGUAUAGUUGUCGAUGAUGAAGCUAUAUAAUCACCAUUCUGCAAAAUGUGUCGUGCAGAUAAGGUCACAACUACAUCAGACGACCGCCACUCUCGCUUGCAACCACUUUCAAGGUACACUCCUGAGGUUGCUUCUGUCCGAAGAAUGUGUUAAUCUCGUCGCAUUUAAGCCGGUGAGUUCAACAACAGAAAAAGGAUCAGCAAAAGAGGUUCUCCGGGCUAAAGCCUCAUUCAGAAAUGGAAAGAAAGCAUUUUAAAUUGUUGUAUGGAAAAUGUAAUAAUUACAUGUUACUCUCCAAUGUUUUGAGCAUGAAAAGUGCUGGGAACAUGUGGUCCUGCAUGAAGCAGCAGCAGCUGAGCAAAAUGGAAUCUUCAUACCUGCAUAAGUCAGCACGUCACUCUCCUGUAUGGUUUUUCCAGCAGAAUUAAAUAAUUUGCAAAGCAAGUGUUUAUAUUCUUCUUUUUUCUUUUUCCUUCUUUUUUUCCUUUGUAUAAGGACGAAUUUCUUAUUUUCAGAAAGAAUGUGUCUCUAAAAACGUAGUUUUAUAUCUUGUCCUGAAAAUAAAUGUACGAAAAAUUGGUAUGCAGGCUAGUCUAUAUGUUCUUCUAAUUAGUUUAUCAUUAUAUUA
Molecule: messenger RNA, 4137 nt
Organism: Ziziphus jujuba (common jujube)
Lineage: Eukaryota; Viridiplantae; Streptophyta; Magnoliopsida; Rosales; Rhamnaceae
Product: putative disease resistance RPP13-like protein 1
Exons: 3
Coding region: 138-3539 (1133 amino acids)
Biological process (GO): defense response to other organism
Molecular function (GO): ADP binding
Source: RefSeq, a predicted model, not a curated record